Molecule: messenger RNA, 15818 nt
Organism: Rattus norvegicus (Norway rat)
Lineage: Eukaryota; Metazoa; Chordata; Mammalia; Rodentia; Muridae
Gene: Esrrg
Product: estrogen-related receptor gamma
Biological process (GO): retinoic acid receptor signaling pathway; regulation of DNA-templated transcription; nuclear receptor-mediated steroid hormone signaling pathway
Cellular component (GO): nucleus
Molecular function (GO): nuclear receptor activity; nuclear steroid receptor activity; sequence-specific DNA binding
Source: RefSeq, a predicted model, not a curated record
UCUGGAGACAGACGCUUGCAUCUCUGUUUGCAGUCCGGCUUGGAAUCUCUAUUGCUACCCCCUUCCCCCUUCACUUGCUUAGAGUCUCUUGGAGGAAAAAAAAAGAAAAGAAAAGAAAGAAAAGAAGAGAAAAAGAAAAAGGACACCCUCUCUCAAUAACACACGCAUAAGUAGUGCCCACCUCUUGCAGACUUGCCUGGCUCAGCCUGCAAAACUGUCAGGUGUGUGCUGGAGACACAGAUAAAUUUGAAUUGCUGUUAGGUUUCUUCUUUCAACACCCCUCCCAUCCCCCUUCCUGCUUACAGACUUCAGUGCUGGGGAAAGUGGCAAAAUAACCCUCGGGCAGAGUUAGGGCACCUGAACUGGGAGGGGAUAGGGCCAAGGGACAUGGGGCAGGGGUCGCUGUGGGUGAAGGGGGUGUCCGGAGUUGGAGGAUGUUGCCACAGGGCAGUGCCGCUGCUCCGGUGCUGUGUGUCCCUCCUGUCCUCUAAGCCUUCCCAUCUCUCCAGGCUUUCCAAUACUGUCACCUUUCCCAGAAAGGAAGUCACCGAAGUUGUCUGGAGGUCACUGGACUAACUGUUUCAAACUGCUUAUCCUACCUUGCCACCUUUUGAUUCUGUCAGAGCGCCUGCAGGGUAGAGCCCAGAGCACCCCAGCCCCUCCUCACCCCUCCUUGGGUGAGAGGAGACCCAAAGCUCCCCUCCUAUCCCCUUCCCUUCCAGCAGGGAACCUUCUUUUAGAUUCAACUCCUCCUCCUUCCAGAAUCUUAACAAGCCUUUCUGGAAGAGCCUGGAACCCCCACCCCCACCCCCACCGAGCCCCCAAGCCUCUCAGCACUGAGGGGUGACUAUAUGUGUUUAUUAAUUGUAUUGUUUUGGUUGUGCCGAUUCUGAGUUGCCGAAUGGGUCUAUGACCUCCUGUUAUGUUCAAACGCCCCUGCCCAGUAUUUCAAGAUGAGAAGACCUUGCAGACUCCCGAACUAUGUUUCAGAGCAGCUGAAUGGGUUGGACUAGUUUUGAAGAGAAACUAAUUUGUUUCCCACACUGCCCAAAGAGCAAAUAGGGGAUGGUGCCUGGAAACCACCCAAGUUCAGAACCACCCAAGUUCAGAAAGAGGGUUUGAAGUGUCUUAGGGAGGAUGGCAGGGAACAGACCCCGUAGCUAGAGGGUUGUGUUUGGCUUUGUGUUUUUUCCUCCUGUCCAGUAGAUCCGAUGCUAUCGAGCUGACUUAACCGUCCUGAGAAACAGUUCUGUCUUUGUGAAAAAGAGGAGGAAGUUUGAAGGCCUCUCUGAUCUGAACUCAGGAAUGGCAGAGGCCUGGACGCUGAUGGAGGGGAAGUGACCUUGAAGGGGAUGCUUCCUUGCUUUGAGGAAGCAAUCAGACUGUGAGGAAGCAGGCCUCCAGGAUCUUUCAAACAUUGAUUUGUCUGCUGUGAUCUCUGCCUUUGUUAUUUUCUCCUAAAGCAAUUCUCAUAACUCUUUAAACUUGCAUUACAUAGUAUUAAAUGCAUGUCCAUUGUGAAUGGUAUUGUACUGCACAUUAAACUGCCCAUUGACUGGGGUGGUGAGGAUAGGUAAGGACAGCUCUUUCCCCUUAGAAAUCAAAAUGGGCUAAGUCUUCUUGUAUGACGUGUGCUGAAACCUGCUGGUAUUCUUUGCUCAACCGAAUAGACUGGAUCAAUUGAUUAGGUUUUCGUGUGUGUGUGUGUGUGUGUGUGUGUGUGGUGUAUAGCUCAAUUUAUUCCGUGCAGUUUUUCCAGAAAUUAAAAGGUUACCAGAGAGUGCCAUGUUCCCAUUUCCAACCGAGCACCACUUAUUACCACAACAGUAUUUCAAUAUUAAGUGAUCUUCAAGGUCUUUCAUCUUUCAUUUUGAGCUCCAAAUUUGACUCAGCAUGAGUGUGGCAGAGCAGCAAGAUAAGAGCUAACAAAGCACGCAGACCCCCAGAACGCUCUCAGGGACAUGUCUCGGGAAAACAGUAGAAGAGUGACUUCUACUGAGGGACCUUGUUCUCAGCUGUACUGAGAAAUUUUGGCAAGAGCCUGCUAGAGGUCAUGGGCUUAUGUUUGAGACUUAUCUCUCUCUGUGGUUUGUUUCUCCGGCCCCUUUUCUCCGUAUAUUAAGUGGACACUCAAGGUGAGCUGUCUUGACGUUUUCAAACAGCCGAAUCCCUACAUUCACCUGUCCCAGAAAAGGCAACUGUUUAGAAGCUAUAUAACACACACACACACACACACACACACAAACACACACACAAACACACACACACACACACACACAAAUUCUCCUUUUGUUUAUAGAUGUGGCAACCAAGCACCUUUAUCUCUCUCCUCAUUUAUUUACUCCCUUACUUAUUUACUCUGAUGACGUGACUCUUUUUUUAUGGUAAACUCACUCAUUUUGGAGGAGGUCAAAGUAUACCUCUGGAGCGUGCCCAGCGAUGUCAGUUUCUGUUAGACAGUUUCUAGAUGGUAGGAGGUUAUCCUGGUCAAAGGACUUUAUGAAACAAAGUCGAAAAUUGGUAACAUUUUUGUUGGGCAGGGAGGGAAUUGUUGGAAAACUGUUAGAAUAGAAAGCUCGUAAGGGCAAGCCACAUUGAUGAAGAGAAACACUGAAGAAACUUUUGAAUAGUAGGUUGGCUAUGUAAUGGUCAACCACAAGAUAAAAUUUUUACACAGUAUUUUUAUGGCUUAAAUUGGCUGCAGUGUAAACCAAGCUUACUACUCUAUUAAGUCAUUAUACUCUUUAAUUAUUUAACAUUUCUGGCCAAGCUAUCUUCUGCGGUCUUUUUUGUACACAUCAGGACUGAUAUGUACGGUAGUAAUUGCUUGUUUGUGAGGACUUUGCUUUGGAAUAAGGUUUAAUUUUAACUUCUCCGGGGGCAAAUAUGAGGAAGAAUCUUCAGAAGGAAAGGGCUGUGAUGGAAAUGGCCCUAGUGCCCCGGAACAGGACUUCUACAGCAUUGCAAUGUGGCUCAUACAAUCCGAGUUAUUCUCACUAAGGGGCUCUGAUAGGAUCUGCCUCUCAGGUACCACACAUUUUGAAGGAAGAACUGUAUCUCUAUUUAAACGCAGAUCUUUGGUUUUCUCCAGGGGGCUCUUGGCAAAUCUUUCAAUCAAAGCACUGGUAGGAGAAAGGCAACUGAAAAAAAAAUUAUCCAGGAACAAUAGCGUCUGUCAUUGUGAAAUAAUGAUUACCAAGGAUCACAAUAUUGUGAUUCUUUUAGAAAAUCAUUUAAAAUUAUCUUCCUAAAGUAAAAAAAAAAUAACAGCAGGUUUGUUUUUGCUGUUGUUGUUUUUAUGUUUGCUUGUUUGUUUGGUUUCGUGUGGACAAAAGGCAUUGUCCCUUAGGAGAAGGGCUCAGUAAGAGAGAGACUUUUGGCAUCUCCUCCUCCUUGCGUUUUGGUGGUACUGGAGCAGAGACCCAGGGAACCACCGAACUCCAGCUCUGAGUGCUCCCUGGGUCAAGGAUGUUUCCGCCAAUAGCUUUCAUUUAUUUACUUUGAUCCCAUUUCAUCAUUGUAUUUGGAAUCAGUGGACCAAGGCUAGGAACCUCAGGGUGGGUCUACUCUGGAGGGAUAACUGUAACAGAUCUCCCAGACUUGAAAUAGACGGACAUACUUUUCUGAUGGUUCUGACCCCUUAGAUCCAGUAUAUUGGGAAGAAUCUCCUUUAAAAAGUUUUUGCGUGAAUAUUCGGGAUGCUUUUUUUGCUCCUGGUAUCAUUUGCUGGGAUGAGGCUUGGGCUGUCUGCAUCCUUAGACCAGGAAGUUUCUUUUUCUUGGAGAUUAGAUAGCCUUCAGUACUCAACCCUGAUUGCAAAACCUCUUCCAUAGAUUGCCUCCUCCAUUGUACUGGGUCUAGACCCAGCCCUCCAUUCUCCCUCAGACAUGCACACUGUACAGACACGGAUGUACUUAUACCCUUAUACCGGAUGACACCAAUGCUGGCAGCACAGACUCCUUCAGUUUGGGUUGUCUCCACUUAUAUUCUUAUGGUGAAAACCAUUUUUCCCAUUAAACUAUGUGAUGAUAAUAAUUAUUGCAAAACAAGCGAUGUAGUUCUUGAAAUGUUCAGGGCACUGGAGAUUCAACUCCGAGUUGCUUUUCUGGUAUGUCUGCUCAGGUAGAUAACCUUGAUCAAAUCAUGAUCCACCUGCUCUCCCUUUUUUUAAGUUACAGAGAAAUUAUUUUAAUUCCUUAGAAAAUAUCCAUUUCUAACAAAGAUGUUUGACUGCUUUGGCACUCAGAGUGCCAACAUUAUCUGAAGCAAAGCAAACUGUCUCUCUACUUUCACAGGUAUUUAAGGGGUUUUGUAAGUUGCGUUUCAAAAUAUAUGCUUCCCAUUUAAAUUUGAUCUCCUUCUUAGAUAUUUUCAAUUAAUAAGGCUUAUGUUAUGGCCAUGGCAAUUUAUAUUCAAACAUACCUACUUUAUUAGCACAGUUGUAGACUGUGAAACAAAUUUCCAUAUCCGUGAAAUACUAACAAGAGAAAUAACUAACAUUUGAUGUGGGUGAUAGUUUAUACAUUCCCCAUACCUCUUAGGAAGAUUAUUCAUUACCCAUCUUAAGAAGGCAAUCACUUUUUACAAGGUAAACGUUAUAUAAACAGAUUCUUUACUCUUCCUGUUUGCCUCCUUUUCUUCUUAAAUUUCUUCUUUUCUUGCUUUCCUCUCCCCCCACUUAAUAAUGUAAAGCCCCUUUUCUGGGACAGAGCAUUAUAAUUGCCUAACAUGUUUGUCUCUUGAAAGGGGAGCAGGAACAAGCAGCCCCCGCAGCUGGGGAAUAUAUCUUCUGCUCCCCAGCAUUCUAGAGGAAAAUGUUAGGUUGCAGAAAUCAUUUCAUGCCCUGUAUGUUUUCCAACAUAAAUCAGGAAGACUGUUAACAAGUUAUAGCCCUUCUUAGAGACUGCGGCUUUCUCUCUCUCUCUCUCUCUCUCUCUCUCUCUCUCUCUCUCUCGCCUCUGUAAACACAGCCUAUAUAUUUUUUCCAAGUUAUUGUGUGUGGAGAGAGAUCCAAAGUUGUCUGCAUCAAUGAGCAGUCUCUUCAGUUAGGAGGAGUUCAUCUUCUGCUUAGUACGGGUGUUUGAUUUCCGAAGGUUGCAGAAUUAGGACACAGUUUCGAUGGUCCUUUGGACCAGUCACCAUUAGAGGCUGAAACUUGCCUUUUACAGAUAACGUAGAUUUGACAGGAUGCUGGCUGUCACAAAAGGUUGGCAGCAGUGAAGGCAGCAUUGUCUGUGGCAUCUGGUGAUGAGUUCAUCAAAGAACAACCGUGGACUCUUUGCUCUCUCUCAGUCUCUACUCUGCUUUCCCCUUAAUGAUCCUUUCAGUGAUUAAGAAUAGUAACAAAUCAACUGAAAGUGGUGCUCUGGUUUACUGUUUUUCUAGAAACCAUUUUUUUUUAUGAAGGACCAUAUAUAUCAUGACUAUAACAAAGCUCAAGUUCAUUGGGUUGGAGUGGAUACCUCACAGGACUUAGACAUUCAGGGUUGAGUGUAGAUGUUUUCUUUAUCUGUCAUUCAUUGGCUGUUCUAAAUAGACUCUUUCUGCAAACAAAACAAAACAAAACAAAACAAAACAAAACAAAAAACACUACAAAAGUGUCUUAUGUUCCAGUGUCCUUGGUUAGAUCACAAUAGCUAGUGCGACCAGUUGGGUGAAAUAUUGUUUUAUCAGUGACACCCCAAAUGUAAAAAUAGUUUUCCUAUUGUGAUACAAGAGAUACACAUGACAGACAGUAUUCUUCACUGUCUAUUCAUGUUCUACACAUGACCAAGAAAUGUUCUUCAAUAUAUAAACAUGGGGAUAAGAGGGUCAAGCUUUAAGACAUGAAUCUGCAAGUUGAACGGGUAGAUUCAAACUCUUGCUGAAUGGCUGAAAGGGGUUUCAGAGAAAUUUCUAGGAAUUUUAGACACUGACAGCAAAACAGAGAGGCUUUGCUUUCCUGAAAUAGGGAGGCUUCACUGUUGUGAAGUACAUGGCCUUUGAAAGAUUUGGGUACAGUUUCCUUAUUGUUGUUGUUGUUGUUGUUGUUGUUGUUGUUGAUGAUGAUGACCAUUUGUGUUUUGUUUGUUUGUCACUGAAAUUCAUUAAACAUAGAACUGAGGGAAAAUAGAGAGAGAGAAAAUAGGCCAAGAUAUAAGAGAAGACAAGAUACAAAGCUAUUGCAGGUAGAAGAGGUAUGGGUGUGUGUGCAUGCAUGUGUAUCUGUGUGCCUAGAUGUCUGUGCACGUGGUAUGUGUGAAUGUGCAUGCGUGCAUAGGUGUGUGUGUGUGUGUGUGUGUGUGUGUGUGUGUGCGAAAUCACCUGUCCUAUUUUUACUGAACUGUGGGAUUGGAAGAAAACUGAAGGGUCAUGGGUGGUGGCUCAUAUCUGUAAUCUCAGCACUUGGAAAGUUGAAGCAGGAAGGCUGCCUUAUGCACCAAAGCUAUAGAGUAAGACUCUGUCUAAAACAAAGCAAAUCAAAACAGCAACAAUAACAAAAACAUGACAAAAAUAUAUAAACAAGCAAAAUCUACCAAAAACCAAGGGCAAUUAAUGCGGACAACCACUCUCUAUCUUCCCUUGAGGGGACAACUGUGGAAAAGACUUGUAGUUAGGUCUCCAGUUCUUGUUUUAGAACUUAUAUUGGGCCACUCACUAACUUUGGUGAUUUGGGUAAAUUAUCCAUUCCCUGAACCUUUAUCAUUUGUGACUAAUCAAAGUGUUGCCUCUCAAGAUGGCUGUGAGGAUUGAGUGAGGAUUUUUGGGCCAGCCUUGUCUGACCAGGUCUGAUCAUGCUUCUCUGGUGUGAAUUUAUGUCAUUGCGAGUCCCUUUUGUCUUGUCUGACCAGGUCUGAUCAUGCUUCCCUGGUGUGAGUUUAUGUCAUUGCAAGUCCCUCUUGUUGCUACUUUCUUUGCUUCCUGCAGGGCAAGCAGAGAGGGACGAAGCAGAAAGUAACACAGAAAUCGGCAGAGGAAGGUAGUUCUAUAGGCAUGGUGAUUCUAAUGUAGACAGUGCCAAUACACCAAAAUAUAAUAUACUAAAAUACAACAAAGCAUCUUUAUUUACUCCCCAACCCCCAGACGGCCAGUUCUUGUCCAAAUAAACAAGUAGAUAGCCUUAGAAGCCAAACCAUCAAAAUCAUAUCAGGACAGUAAAAGUAGGUGAUUUUACACACACACACACACACACACACACACACACACACACACACACCUUUUCUACUUUCAAUAUUCGGUGAUGGUCUUGUCUUAAGCCUUACCUGUCAUUCGUGAUCUCUACUGAUCAUUGAGAUUAAUCUGAAAUGUGUGCAUUUUUUUUUUGUGAAGGCUAUAGGAAUUGUUGUUUGAUAAUAAAUACUGAAAAGUACUGCUAUAAAUUGCAUCUGAAAAACGUGUCUUCAUGGGCAUAAGGUUAGAAGUAAAGAAUGGAAGGUUGGUUGACUCCACGUGCAGGUGAGGCACACAUAUUUUUUAGGGAUUUUUUUUUAUGAAUGAUUCACUGAUAUUAAGCCUAGCCAAUUUUGCCAUUAUAAACGAACUAUAUUCCAAAGCCUGCAGUGAAGGGAUAGGUCAGGAAUUGUUCAAGAAAUGGGCUGUUUGCACAGACAAUGCACUUAAAAACACAGAUUCAGAGAAGAAUGUUUGGAGUCUAUCUGAAACUAGGGCAUCCUUAGCCGAUUUCCCAGACAACGAUGGGCAGAAGUCUGCACUUUGUGAUCUGUUAAACCUAGAUGCUCAGGAAAAGUAGAAAUCAGAAAUGUCAUGAGACCCAAUUUGUCCUUGAAAGCCAAUUGCUAUUUGCUUUUGUCUAAACCAUGAGGUCCUCUGUUCGGGGUAGAUGUGUGCUAAACAAGAGGAAAACAAAACCCAGGAAGCUUAAUUAUGGGUUUGGUGGCAGGAACAUUGAUAGACGUAUGAUAAUUUGCCAGUUGCAGAUGAGCUGCCUCUGAAACCGGUCAGUUAAUACAGUUAGCCCAGCUCGGAUUUCUUUCUUAUUUAGCAGAAUGCAUGGGACGUGCUGUGCCUUUUCCCUCACAAUAAGUCAGUUAGCAGCACAGCAUCACCUUUAAGAGAUGGUCUCAGCUUCAAGACAUCUAAGCUACCCUUAGGGAAGUAAAAUUACGGUGACAGCACUGAAGGUUGGAGUAACAGCUCAGGGGUGCGAGGCCUAGCCCCGUAAACAACAAACAAAACUUAGGUACAGUAGGAGAAAGAACUGUAUGAAGUACGACCAAUUCAUACAGAUCCCUUAAGGAAUCCUUGGUCUCCCUACAGAGCCUCAUUGACAUCCGGGCUUCAGUCGACUAGCUGUGUCCUAUUUAUGAUGUGUGGUUUUUUUUUUUUUCUUACUAAGUAGUUGGCCAUAGUUUCAUCUGUUUCAUAAAAUAGUCAAAUGAGAGGAAGGUUGUUUUUUAGGUUGUUUGUUCGAUUUGCUUUGUGUGUACUGGAGAUGGACUCAGAGCAUGACAUAGACGGCCACUGUUCUACCAGCAAGCUGCCUCUCCUGCCCAGAGAAGGAAGAUCUGGCAAAGCUCUUGAGCAGUUCAGUAGGGGCUUUGGAGAAUAUGGGAUGGGAAGAAGGAAGACUUCACUCUUAGGAACUUGCGCUUUGGGAGAAGGUCCUGGGUUGUGAUUGACUUCGUACCCACAGCGUCUGGCACCGUGCCUGACUGUGAACAGAGGUUCAGUAAAUGUUUAUGAAUGCGUGAGUGCCUGGCUCUGUGGUCCAUCCCCAACAUAUGUUAACCUUUAAAUCUUCACACACAAAAAACCGUCUUGAAUGGCGGUGAGAUUGUAUCCCUUUCAUAGAUGAAGAAAAUGGAUAUUUUGAGCAACUGUUGAUCUUGUGUGGUAGAGGGGUAGUGUUGGGAUAGAAGUUAAACCAGGCAUCAGGGCUGACUUGUUCAUAACAGGGCGUGACUUGCGCUUGGGAGCACAUUGUUAUUGUUCCUAGACUGCAGUGUGGCUAACAUGCAAAAGGAAGAUUUUGACUGUACAUAGUUCACUGUUUUCCUGGGCAGGUCUGAGCCAGGCUUUGGACAAGGAGGGCAACAGUGCCCUGAGUUGCUUGCCACACUUCCUACCGCCCCAAUAAAGAGGCCAGUUGUGGUCUCUACCCUGGGAAGUGAGAUGCACCGUGUUGAACAGGCCAUCAUGUCUUGUCUUGGGGGUCAGGAGUGACCUGGCCCAGAAGCAUGGGCCGAAUCGAGAAGGGAGUGUGCAGUGAUUUGGAUCAGGUUUGCUCUUAGCCACUGCCUGUCCCACCUUGUAGUCCCAAUCACUGUUCUUCACGCUCCUUUUCCUUUUAAGUCCUGGCGGGCCAAACAGAUGACUUGGUGAGUUAAAGCUCCUGCCAAGAAGCCUGAUGACCUGAGUUUGAUCCUAGAAAUAACGUGAUGAGAGGAGAGAAGUAACCUCUGAUCUCACACCCCCCCAAACAGAUACAUAAUAAAUAAGAACACCUUUUGUUCAAAGACAUAGUAAAGUCUCAAUGGUUUGCCUCCCCUAUAUUGAGAUUGAUAAUUUAUUGAUAAUUUAGAUUGGUGGUUCCUGUGCCAGUAGGCAGGACCCAUGAUCUUUUCUCUGUUCUUAGUGCCCUGUUGUCUCUAAGGAUGGUGAACAGCCCACUUGGGGUAUGUUCUGCAGUCACCUCCAGUCGUCUUGACCACUUCGUAAAAUUCCUGGCUCUCCAUUGGCUCAGUCUAGAUUUUGGUCUGAAAGGAUCCGCUCCUGCCUUUUUCACUUCUCGGUUAUCUGGAAGUUUUAUGGGGGAUGGGGGUGUCCCAGACAAGGGGAUGGAGGGAAACAAAGAGGGAAGCACACCUUAGAUGGGGAUCUGGGGGAGCAGGGGUGUGCAGCUUUGCCAGUGAAGUGCCUUCUGUACAAACAUGGGUUCAAAUUCCGGGCACACCCAUACAAAACUGGAAUAGCAUCACAUGGCUGCACUUUCGGUGUUAGGAAGACUAGUGUGGCUAGUCACCUACCCUGUCAUAGCUCCAGGUUCAGUGAGAGACCCUGUUUCAAAAAAUAUGGUGUAGAGGGAUUGAGGAAGGCACUGGACAUCCAUUUCUGGCCUCUACAUGUGCACACACCCAUAUAAACACACACACACACACACACACACACACACAGAGAGAGACACACUAUAAGCAUAUAUAAACACAUAUACACGAGCACAAACCGGAUAAGCUGGUAAAGUUCGGUUAGCCUAUUGAGCACAGUGGGUGAGGGCAGCUGAGACAGAAGCUGUGUGCAGGGGGUGCCUUGCUCUGGUGCCACAUCCAGCAGGUGCCAGCCUUCCGUUAGCCGGGUGCUGUGCUGAGACGCAGAGAUGAGACCUGGCGGAGGGUAGACUCUUUCCACACUCCUCCCUGACCUGUGCAGGAGUCCGCCGGGGCGAAUUGUGUGAAGUUGUCAAAGGUUGCUCUGCACUCCAGUGCUUGGCUCGGGCUCCUCUGAAAUGUGAUACCAUUGGUUUUCAGUAAAGGUUCCUUUCUGCAGGGCUGCAAACACAGCUCAGCUGCUGCCCUGUACACACAGCCCUGGGAGCAGACCAAGCAGCACCUUCCCAGCAGCCUUUUGAACCCGAGACUCUCCCAGAUCCUCUCUUCGCCCAGGAAGUUUCCUUCUCUGUUGUCAGAUUUAGCACCAGACUCCCCCGUCAUCAGAUCCGAGCAGGCUCCCUGCUGCACAGUACAGAGGCUUGCUUAAGACAUUUGUCCUUGAAACUGCACCAAACUCUUGGAAGAGCCCAGAACGUAGUAACGUGCUGGUUCGUCAAUGAAGCAAGCUGAAGUGAUGAAGAUGUAAGGAAAGCAUCCUACGCUAACACUGUCGCAGUCGGAAAGGCUUCUCUGCAGAAUGUCAAACAAAGAUCGACACAUUGAUUCCAGCUGUUCGUCCUUCAUCAAGACGGAACCCUCCAGCCCAGCCUCCCUGACGGACAGCGUCAACCACCACAGCCCUGGUGGAUCUUCCGACGCCAGUGGGAGUUACAGUUCAACCAUGAAUGGCCAUCAGAACGGACUGGACUCGCCACCUCUCUACCCCUCUGCUCCUAUCCUGGGAGGCAGCGGUCCUGUCCGGAAACUGUAUGAUGACUGCUCCAGCACCAUCGUAGAGGAUCCCCAGACCAAGUGUGAAUAUAUGCUCAACUCCAUGCCCAAGAGACUGUGCUUAGUGUGUGGCGACAUCGCCUCUGGGUAUCACUAUGGGGUUGCCUCAUGUGAAGCCUGCAAGGCUUUCUUCAAGAGGACAAUUCAAGGUAACAUAGAGUACAGCUGCCCGGCCACGAAUGAAUGUGAGAUCACCAAGCGCAGACGCAAAUCCUGCCAGGCCUGCCGCUUCAUGAAAUGUCUCAAAGUGGGCAUGCUGAAAGAAGGGGUCCGUCUUGACAGAGUGCGUGGAGGUCGGCAGAAGUACAAGCGUAGAAUAGAUGCUGAGAACAGCCCAUACCUGAACCCUCAGCUGGUGCAGCCAGCCAAAAAGCCAUAUAACAAGAUUGUCUCGCAUUUGCUGGUGGCUGAACCAGAGAAGAUCUAUGCCAUGCCUGACCCUACUGUCCCCGACAGUGACAUCAAAGCCCUCACGACGCUCUGUGACUUGGCUGAUCGAGAGUUGGUGGUUAUCAUUGGAUGGGCAAAACAUAUCCCAGGCUUCUCCACACUGUCCCUGGCGGAUCAGAUGAGCCUUCUCCAGAGCGCGUGGAUGGAAAUCUUGAUCCUGGGUGUUGUGUACCGAUCACUUUCGUUUGAGGAUGAACUUGUCUAUGCAGACGAUUACAUAAUGGAUGAAGACCAGUCCAAAUUAGCAGGCCUUCUUGACCUAAAUAACGCCAUCCUGCAGCUGGUGAAGAAAUAUAAAAGCAUGAAGCUAGAGAAGGAAGAAUUUGUCACCCUCAAAGCAAUAGCUCUUGCUAAUUCAGAUUCCAUGCACAUAGAAGACGUGGAGGCUGUCCAGAAACUUCAGGAUGUGUUGCACGAGGCCCUGCAGGAUUACGAGGCUGGCCAGCACAUGGAAGACCCACGCCGUGCAGGCAAGAUGCUGAUGACGCUGCCGCUCCUGAGGCAGACCUCCACCAAGGCGGUCCAACACUUCUACAACAUCAAACUUGAAGGCAAAGUGCCCAUGCACAAACUGUUUCUGGAAAUGCUGGAAGCCAAGGUCUGACUAACAGCCCCCUGAGCCCUCCCGUCCUGCACGUUCAAAAGGGAAGAUAAAACCCAAGAAUGAUGUCGAAGAAUCUUAGAGUUUAGCGAACAACAUUAAAAUUCAACAGACUGCACUGAUACCUUAGCAGCCACAGUACGAUGCAGCCUGAUGCAGCCUGCGGAUUCCGCCAAUCUUCCUGUUAGGUUUCCUCUACUUUAUCCCAUGAUCCUCUGGCCACCUCCCUGCGUUCCCCACUCUUCCUUGUUCCGUUAUUAAGUUUUGCUUCUUUCACUCAAGGUUCCUUCUCCCUCUCCCGCUUCCUUUCUUCUGCCCUCUUCCUUUCUCUUCCUUUCCCCAAUCUUCUUCUCUUGCCUUGUUCUUGUCCCUCCUCCCUUCCUCACAGCCCCUCCCACCCUACAUAUCCAACACCUCUAAGUGUACGGGACAUUUCUUCCACCUCUUACGUCUCUUCCCCACCUCUUCCUCCCCCAUUUUUUCCUUUCCUUCCUUCUGCUGCUGAACUCUUAAAAGCGGUCUCUAACUGGAGAGAGAUGGAAACCAACCCUGCCAAAGGACAGAGAUCCAUACUAUGGAUGCCAGUGAACUUGUAGUGAACCAUGACAGCCCCAGUGAGUAAGGAAUCAAAGAGAGAACCGUACCUGAAGAACAGUGCAAUGCAAACGAAUCGACUUAGUGCAGUAUUAGAGUCUACGGGGCAGCCUCCGACCAGACAACCUAAGUGGCGGCGGCAUCGGCUGCUUCUCCUUGCUUUCUCAUCUAGAUCAGUUACAGCCAUUUGAUUCCUUAAUUCUUUUGUCAAGUCUUCCAGGUGUUGGUUAGUUUAGCUACUAUGUAACUUUUUCAGGGAAUCGUUUAAGCUUUAUUCAUUCAUGCAAUACUAGAGAGGGGUAAGGAUACCGCAACCUCGUGCUGGCUUUGAACAAUUGAACACUAAUGAAGGACAAAUGAACCCUGAAGGAAGAUUUUUAAAAAUGUUUUGUUUCUUCUUACAAAUGGAGAUUUUUUUGUACCAGCUUUACCACUUUUCAGCCAUUUAUUAAUAUGGGGAUUUAACUUACUCAAGCAAUAGUUGAAGGGAAGGUGCAUAUUACCACGGAUGCAAUUUAUGUCGUGUGCCAGUCUGGUCCCAAACAUCUCUUUCUUACAUGAGCUCCAGUUUGCCUAAAUGUUCACUGACACCAAGGAUUAGAUUAUACCUACCGUGACACCGAGUGGUCCCGUCCACGAGCACUGCACAUGGGAUCCCUAUCUGUAGAAUUAGCACCAGUACACCUCCCUGCUGGGAGGGACAGUCGCCAUACGAUUUCUAGCUGCACUCGUGGUUAGGAACAAGAUGCUGCCUGUAUGCAGUUGCAAACUCUGUCUCAGAAGGAGCUGUGAGCCAAUAUUUCAGAGGCAAUAAGGCUAAUGCCAGAAUUCAAACAAACCAACCGUCAAAGACAGCAGACACCUGACCAAAUUCUAAAGUCCUAAUCCGUAGGAGUUGAUCCACUUUAGGAAUGGUUGUUUCAAUUAACCUGCAGGUUUGUUUUGUUUCGUUGUUUGUUUUUUAACCAAAAGCUAAGCCAAUAGAUGUGCUUUUCAACAAGCGUGGUCACAGCACGAAGGUCAGUCAGGUUUCAGACUGUAACCAGGUGUAAUCUAAUGAAGAAAUCAGAUGCCCCCUCCCGAAACCUACAGUCGCCCGCCGAAUAACCAGAAAACAGUAACCUCCAUAGAAUGCUUUACCAAUGGACCAGUGUUAGUAGCUGCUCUCUGUAUUCUGUGGAUAGUCUUACUCUAUGUACACAGAUGUAAUUAAAGUUGUACCCCUAACAAACAAAAGAAUAGUUCAGCUUCAAUGUUCCAUGUUCGCUGCGCUUUUCUGAACUUUACGUUGCAUUCAGAAACUGUCGUCUUGUUCUCGUGGUGUUUGGAUUCUUGUGGUGUGUGCUUUUAGACACAGGGUAGAAUUAGAGACAGUAUUGGAUGUAUACUUCCUCAGGAGACCACAGUAGUAUCUUCUACUCCUUACCAGUAAUAACUAAGAGAUUGAAACUCCAAAACAGUAUUCAUUAUGAUCAGACACACAUCAAAAUCAUAAUAUUUUCAAAAAAGGGAUAAUUUCUCUAAUGGUUUAUUAUAGAAUACCAAUGUAUAGCUUAGACAUAAAACUUUGAAUAUUCAAGAAUAUAGAUAAGUCUAAUUUUUAAAUGCUGUAUAUAUGGCUUUCCCCUGAUCAUCUCUCAGAUGUUGUUAUUAACUCGCUCUGUGUUGUUGCAAACCCUUUUGGUGCGGACUUGCUUCCAAAACUAUUGCUACUUUGUGUGCGUUAAGCAAAAUACCUUGGACUGAGGACGUCUCAGCCCUGUGCUAGGAAUACUGUGUAUCUAUCAUUAGCUAUGUGGGAAUAUAUCGUAGAUUGUGGUUCUCAGUAGAGAAAGUGACUGUAGUGUGAAUCUAGGUAAAUCAUCGUUAGCAAUUCAUUCGGAUGGUCGAUAACUUGAAAUUGAUAGCUGUGAUAAGUUAAAAAAAAAUUGGCAAAUCCCUGACUAAACAUCAACAGAAAAUACAACUCCUGGGGGGUGGGGGAAGGUGCUCAUCCUGUAAGAUUCUUCAUCAUGUAUGUGUUCAAAACAUUAUUUUGCAGAAGGUUUAUGCAGGGUUUAAGUUACUAUUGCGCAAUUACGCUAUGUGUACAAAAGGAAUAUAAAGUGUAUCGACCACCUCACUGAGUCACACCCGAGGGUCUGAGCUUCAGAAGCCAGAGCCCGCAAGUGAUCGUGAGACAGAAACACAUUUAAAGAAUGAGGUACAAUGUGUCGUCCUCUGUUUAAAAGACUUGGCCUUUGAAAACAACAAGUAUCUCACAACUGAAGUGAAAAAAAAAAAAAACAGCUUGAAAUGUAGAUCUAAAAGGAACGCACGGGCUUCUGGGUAGAUGCCAUUUGUACCUUGCUCGAGCAAAGUUGAUCGUUUUUUCAAGUUUCUAGCAAGACCAUUUAGUUAAUGCCAGCUGUCGGGAAGAUACCAAGGUGUAUGUUUUAGCCAUGCAAUUUACAGUUUUAUUUUCCUUUUAGGUUUGUUCUUAUUUAAGGCGAUAUGAUUGUUUUGGCUCCUUGUAGUGACUCUUCGUGUUUUAAUCAAGUCAGAUUGUUGUAUUUAUUCCACUAUUUUGCAUUUAAAUGAUGACAUAAAAGAUAUAAAAAAUUUAAAACUGCUAUUUUUCUUAUAGAAGAGAAAAUGGAUGUUGGUGAUUGUAUUUUAAUUAUUUAAGCAUCUCUGUUUACCUGCCUGGGACAACAUUUUAUGGCAGUCUUAUGUGCAAAGAUCCUAAAUGGACAAAACAAAAUUUAAACUGCUUACAAUGAUCCAGGAGUUGCAUUAUAGCCAAUAGUAAAAAUAAUAAUGAUAAUAAUAAUUAAUAAUAAUAAUGAAACCAUGUCUAUAGCUGUAGAUGGGCAUCACAUCUGUAAAGCAAUCAAUUGUAUAUUUUUGUGAUGUGUACCAUACUGUGUGCUCCAGCAAAUGUCCAUUUGUGUAAAUGUAUUUAUUUUAUAUUGUAUAUAUUGUUAAAUGCAAAAAGGAGCUAUGAUUCUGUGACUCCAAUCAGUUCAGAUAUGUAACUCAAAUUAUUAUGCCUUUCAGGAGGAUGGUAGAACAAUAUUAAACAAGCUUCCACUUUU